AUGCGCGGGGACUGGAAUGCCGCGCGGGAGUGCUUUUGGAGCAGCCACAGGGCACUGGCGGAAAAAUCCGUCGAGAUUUGCGGAGUGCACAAGAUGGAGAUGCUUGCCAGGGCUUUUCGGCGGCUGGAGGCUGCCGCGCUCACAGUGGCAGGCAGCUCGAGGGCCAACUUGGAGCUUGCCGUGAACGACUUGGUGCAGGUCCGGCCAGCUGUGAGGCUGCAGUCCAGCAGUCUGGCAAUGGCGAUGCCUGCAAGAGGCGGCUUUCUGCCGGAGAGUGGCAAACCUCGCACUGUGAGGCGUGGUCUUUGGCCGUGUUGA
This is a messenger RNA of Effrenium voratum, 318 nucleotides long. NCBI's taxonomy places the organism in Eukaryota, Dinophyceae, Suessiales, Symbiodiniaceae. The record is from the annotation of a GenBank genome assembly.